This is a messenger RNA of Oryza brachyantha (malo sina), 2649 nucleotides long. Its product is annotated as putative receptor-like protein kinase At4g00960. Gene Ontology annotation, biological process: protein phosphorylation. Bases 193 to 2169 code for a protein of 658 amino acids. NCBI's taxonomy places the organism in Eukaryota, Viridiplantae, Streptophyta, Magnoliopsida, Poales, Poaceae. Gene Ontology annotation, molecular function: ATP binding; protein kinase activity. The record is from RefSeq and is a predicted model, not a curated record. The transcript is spliced from 11 exons.
UAGUCAAGCUCAAAGUCAACCUGUUCACAUCCACCAGAGCCACUUGCUUGGGUUGCUUCUCCCAUCAAGAAACAGUUCGUCUUCUCCAGCUCUUCUCUUCCUCCUCGAUUGAUUCAGAAGCAACGAGGUCGCACCCCUGGUGGCAACUCAUCUUCUCUAGUCUUUUCUGAAGGUGAUUCUGGGCAAUCAGAAAUGAAGGGUGAAUCCAGCACGCAAAAUAGGGCGGAGAACAAAUCACAGCAUCGAAGUACUCUUCCAAAGAAUCCACCAUUAAAGUUCUUCAAGGACAUCACAGAUAACUUCUCAGGUGAACGGGAGAUUGGGCGUGGUGCAUUUGGUGUGGUUUAUAAGGGUGUACUUGAGAAUGGGGAGGUGAUUGCUGUGAAGAAGCUUGAGAGAACAUCAGGUAUUCAUGCCAGACGGUUUCAGAACGAGGCUGAGAAUCUCGUGGAGUUGGAGCACAAGAAUAUAGUGAAGCUGAUUGGUUCUUGCUGCCAAGCUGAAACGCAAGUAGUUCAGCAUAAUGGGAAACAUGUUUUCAUAGACGUGGAGGAGAAGUUACUCUGCUAUGAAUAUCUCUCCAAUGGAAGUCUUGACAACUAUAUUUACGAUGAAUCAAAUGGAAUCGAUUGGCCCACGCGCUUCAAAAUAAUAAUUGGUAUUUGCAAUGGUUUACAUUUUCUACACAAGGAGCGGAAUGAAGCUAUUAUUCAUAUGAAUCUUAAACCAAGUAAUAUACUGUUGGGUGACGAUAUGGUGCCAAAAAUUGCUGAUUUUGGGUUGUCAAGGCUCUUUGGUCAAGAACAAACCCGAGUUAUCACAAAAAAUGUUGUUGGAUGGAUAGGAUAUAUUGCCCCAGAAUAUUAUUAUAGAGGUGAAAUAUCAGAGAAGUCAGACAUAUUCAGUUUGGGUGUUCUUAUUCUUGAGAUAGUAACAGGAUUGAAAAAUGACUCCAGUUCUCAAGACAUUUCUUCCAGGAUUCUUAUCGAUAAUGUACAUAAAAAUUGGUUAAAAACAUCACAAAUAUCAUCCAAGUACCCAUCACUAGAAGCAGAUGGCCUCCUACAGGCAAAAAGAUGCAUUGAAAUUGGGCUAAACUGUGUGGACACUAAUCCAAAGAAACGACCUGCAAUAGGUGAAAUUAUUGUAAAACUCACAGAUCAAGGAACAGAUAUUAGUGACGAAGCCAUUAUACGUGAACAAAUGGAGAAAAGGCGACUAAUUGUAAGUACACUGACAAGAAACCCAAAAUUAGACUUUUUGGAAAAGAUCACGAACAAUUUCUCCCGUGAGCAAGAGAUUGGUAGAGGUUCUUUUGGGGUGGUUUACAAGGGAGUACUUCCAAAUGGGGAAGUAGUUGCUGUAAAGAAGCUUCUCGACAGUGUGGCUGAAAUUAAUCAAGACAAACAGUUUCAGAGUGAGGCUGGUAUUCUUAUUGAUCUCAACCACACAAAUAUAGUUAAGUUAAUUGGGUACUGUUAUGAAACACGGAAGGAUGUGGUGGAGAAAGAUCGAAAAUUUUUCUUUAUCGAAACCUCGAAAAAGUUACUGUGCUACGAGUAUUUGCCUAGAGGAAGUCUCGACAGGUAUAUUUAUGGUGAAUCUAGUGAACUAAACUGGGACAUGCGUUUCAAAAUUAUUAAAGGGAUAUGUCAGGGUUUAAUGUUCUUGCAUGAGUUGAAAAGACCAAUUAUUCAUCUAGAUCUCAAACCUGGCAAUGUACUGUUGGAUGAUAACAUGAUGCCAAAAAUCGCAGAUUUUGGCCUAUCAAGGCUCUUAGGUGAAGACAAAACACGAACUCGUACUUUAACGGUUGUCGGGUCCAGAGGAUACAUAGCACCAGAAUAUUGCUACAGUGGUGAAAUCUCAACCAAAUCAGACAUAUUCAGUUUGGGAGUUCUAAUAAUUGAGAUAGUAACAGGAUUAAAAGUCGAUUCAAGUAGCCAAGACAUUUCUUCACAGGAGUUCAUCGGAAAUGUACGUAAAAAUUGGUCGAAAAUGCCGCAUAUAGCUUCCAACUACCGAUUAUUGGAUGCAAACUGCUUACAACAAGUAAAAAGGUGCAUCGAUAUUGCGCUUUCUUGUGUGGAAAAAAAUCCAAAGGACAGGCCUUCCAUAGGGGAAAUUGUCGACAGACUUAAUUGCAAAAAAGGCCAAACGAUCAUCUAACAAUCAGAUGGCAACAUUCUUCCAGAUCAAGCGGUGAAAGUUGAUCCUUUUUCAUGGUAAGUUGGUGGAAUCUGUUUGUCGAGGGUCACGGUAAAGACAGUAGCUCAGGUCAGGAAGGAAUUGAGCUGGAAGAAUCUGAAGUUUAACAGAUCUGAAUAUAGCCAGGUUUCUUUAAAGGAAGGGCUAAUAAAAAGGUUGACCUGGCUUCUGCUGCAUAAAAUUUUUUAAUGAUGAUGACAUGAUUCAUCGUCUAUGAAUCGCUUUUUGUCGAUGAGAGAUACUUGAUCCAUGCUCCAAUGCAAUAAUCUUGGUUUAUUUAGUUUUCUUUGCCUGAUCUUCCAUGAUGAGUGGUGAACACUUUUCAGAUUCAGUUAUCAUCAGUUUUACCAAUGCAGGGAGACACUCCCGUCUGAUAAUUUUGUAACGAGACCAUCUGCUUGCAUUGAUCUUGUGGAUAUGUAAAAUCAUGGGGCUGGAACA